This is a messenger RNA of Microthlaspi erraticum, 852 nucleotides long. NCBI's taxonomy places the organism in Eukaryota, Viridiplantae, Streptophyta, Magnoliopsida, Brassicales, Brassicaceae. The record is from the annotation of a GenBank genome assembly.
AUGGCUUUUCAUGGACCAAGCUCAGAUUGUCAUCCAAAUUGCCUACGAGCAAUGAAUGCACAAGAAGAUUACGUGGGGUUUGUUUUUGGUCUUGCAGAUGCAUCUCAAAGAGCAGCGAUGUUGGCGGUUGAUCUAAUCAGCUCAGCUCGGGUGAUCUUCAAGGUGGACAGAGAGUACACUGCCUACUCAGCGCAGUAUCUGGUUGACAACGCUGGUCCCAAGAAGGAAACCGCCGGGCAGGGAGAGUGGGAACAAGGACGCGGGGUCACGAUGAAUGACCUGGUUGAGUACUUGAGAGACAUUGCUAUUCCCAAAGAAACGGAUCAAGAACGCCCCGAGCUAACUGUCAAGGACUGCCUCGAGUGUGCAUUCAGAGAUGGGUUACCGAAAGCAGAGCAUUGGGGACACCUGGGAUGUGUCUCCAAGGUCCCUCCUUUCGCUUCUCUCAUACCUCGCGUCCCCAUGAAAGGAAAAGUGCUUGAGGCUGAGAAAUGGGGAAGAGGAGGAGCUGCCUUGUUGAGGAAGCAACCGGUGGGAGCUAAACUGCACGUGUUCAGUCCGGAGAUUGAUCUCGUUGAUGAAGGAGUGGGAUUCUACGAUGGCCCGGCAGGUCGUGGAUCGACCUACGUGGGACUCAGGGAUGUGAUGAUCACUGGAUUUGGGAGAAGGAAGGGAAAGAAGUUUGCGGAACUGAGGAUCUGCUACAAGAAGAAGUCUAAGUUCAUCAAAGUGUCUCUAGAGCGUGUUCUUACCUCACUUCCACGUGAUGGAGAGGAGCCUCAGGUCAUAGAGCCAACGGGUCUGCUUGUUGACUUCAUUGUCCCACGCUUCUCCAAGAAAAGGAGAGCUUAA